Messenger RNA from Trypanosoma theileri, 471 nucleotides. RefSeq lists its product as uncharacterized. The transcript has a single exon. The record is from RefSeq and is a predicted model, not a curated record. Bases 1 to 471 code for a protein of 156 amino acids. Lineage: Eukaryota; Euglenozoa; Kinetoplastea; Trypanosomatida; Trypanosomatidae.
AUGCACCCACGGGUGGCAAAGCUGUACUUGGAAUUUAUGAUUCUUGCGCCUGCAUUAACUUCUGUAGAUGGCGUUAAACACGUAGGAACUAAAACAGAAGAAGCCGUAAGAAAAAAACGGAUGGGACUUGCUUAUUCACUGAGCAGCACUUCUGCAUAUCGUGCCAUGAUACAAGAAGGUUUUAUGGCAGAGCCGCAUGUAACUCCAGGAACACCAGAGUUUGCACGUCGUCUUGCACGUGGUCGAUGGGCACUUCGUCAAUUGAAAGACUUGAUUACUGUACGAAAAUAUCGCGCUAUGCAGAAACGCUAUAGUUGGUCAAGUCAUAAGAGUCCAGAUGAACUAGUUGAAAUAUUUGGUGAAAACAAGGCUCAGGAGAUAAUGAUUGGCUUUGGUAACAAGGAUGUAUUUGGAUACAAUGAAGUUCUUCAUUAUGACUGUGAUUCUCCAUCGCAAUCCAAAAAAGAAUAA